Molecule: messenger RNA, 1356 nt
Organism: Cercopithifilaria johnstoni
Lineage: Eukaryota; Metazoa; Nematoda; Chromadorea; Rhabditida; Onchocercidae
Source: the annotation of a GenBank genome assembly
AUGUGGCCGUCGCGUAUGAAUAGUCUAGUGAUGAUGUGGAUAAUUGUAAGUGUUCAAUUAUUGCAACGCAGUAAUGGGGCCGCGGAGAUGGAUAAUGAAUUUGCAGAAUUUGAAGAUAUGGAAGUGGAAGAUAUGAGUGAUCAAGAAGUUACUUUGAAACCACAUAGCGAAACUAACAAACCCACUGGCGACAAGUCAGCAGCCACUGAUGAUAGUGAUGAUGACGAGUUUAUUGACGAAAAUGAGUUUUCGAAGCCUAUAAAGAAGAUUCAUCUGCAAAAGACUGAACCAGAAGCUUCGCCACAGCUCAGAUUUGCCGAUGUACCGGCUCAUUUUCGCUCGAAUUGGGCAUCUUAUCAGGUGGAAGCUUUAAUACUAGCAGUUCUAGCAGUUUAUAUGUUAAAUUACAUUUUCGGUCGUACCAAAAAUCGAAAUAUUGCGAACAAAUGGUUUAUGGAUGCAACUCCACUUCUGGAAGAACAAUUUACACUUGUAGGAGAUGAUGGAACAUCAGAGGGCUUAAGAGAAGGCCAUAUGCAUAAAGAAACUGAUUCUGUUUAUGCUAUUUGGUGCUCAGGUCGAGUUGGUUGUCAGGGAAUGUUAAUUACUUUGGAACUGCUGAAACGGCAGGACUUAAUCCAUGUUCUCAUCAAUCUUAUCCGUCCUAAGGAAGAUAAGGUUAUAAUACGUAUUGAUGUGGACAGCAACGAAAUGGAUUCAUUUGUGUUUGCUAUUGGACAGCGAAAAUCAGUGACCAAAGCAGCCAAAGAAAAGAUGGAUCUUAGUUUGUUUACAGUGGAAAGAAAGGGAGUUGAUAGGCUAGGACUUCCCUCCUCGAUUGUAGUUUAUGCGGAAAUGUUUGAAGCUGUUAAUGCAAUUAUCGACCCAGCGGUUUUAUCAGUGCUUCGAAAAUACGAAAGCUCAAUCGACUACCUUCAUUUUUCAGAUCAAUAUUCUGGUUAUAAACCUUCGGAUGGUGAAUCAUUUACACGGUUACCAGAAACGAGUCGAGUGCUGUUUUUCGCUUUCAAAAUGAGUGAUGACAUCGCCGAAAUUGAUGCGCUGUUGAGAAUGGUAUUUUACAGUUUUGAAAAAAUAAGGCGUUAUCGACUUUCAAGAGAAGGCAAACUGAAGGCAGAUAAAAAACGUCAAAGUGUGCAGGAAGUCUUCCUGAAAACAACACACCAAGCAAGACAAGAAGCGGCUCAAGCCCGUCGAGAGGAGAAAACAAGAGAACGCAAACAACGCCUUCUAGAAGAGGAGGAUCCCGAAAAACAACGAAGGCUUGAGAAACUAGAACAGAAACGUGAUAUGAAAAUGCGACAACCAAAAAUGAAACAAUUGAAAGUGAAAUGA